ACACACAGGAGCAGCAGGUUCUGUCUGACAUGACAGGAAUUAGAGAAGCGAGGACCAUUUCAGCUGUGAUCCGGAUUAUCUGAACCCGGAUCUGUCUCUAUAGCAGUUUUUAAAAGUCUGCGGGACCGGAACCGGGACUCUCUAGAGGAUUUUAUCCUAACAGAGACGAUCUAAUCCCGGACACCUCGGGCACCAUGAUCAGCUCGGAGGGCCUUCGGCCGAGCUCCAACGGCAGGAAGCCGCUGGGGAAGCUCGCUUCGCGGCUGGAGGAGGUGAAGAACCCGUGGCGACAGGGAUCCACGCUGGAGCUGAGCCACAACGAGGCGGCGCGUUUGGCCACGGACGCGCUGCUGGAGCACGGAGAGAAGGAGUACCGGAGGGUUCUGGCCGAGGAGCGGGAGGUCAACUUCCUGUCCCCGCCGGAGAUUCGCUACAUCUGCCAGUACUCCGCCAAGAGCUGCGGGGGGUCCGACAGCAACGGGACGGGAGCCGUGGGUGAGCGGGACUUCGGCGACGGAGACGCCGUGUCCGAGCUCACCUCCGGGACUUAUUUCCCCAUGAUGUCCGACGAGGAGCCGCCGAUGCUGGAGCUCGGCUGGCCGGAGAACCCGAACCGAUACGGACCGUCCGAGACCCAGAUUUACUUCCAGAGGGACAAGUCUCAUAAUGUCAAAGACCUGAUCCGAUCACUGAUCAAUAAAGCCAAGAAGGUAAGAACAUCCGCAACUCAUCGAUAAACUUCCAUGAACGACAAGGUGAACGUGUGACGUCAUCAGCAGGUGCAGAAACCUGACCACAAGCUGUCAGUGGAAGAAACAAC
Messenger RNA from Solea senegalensis (Senegalese sole), 820 nucleotides. Its product is annotated as protein FAM83C-like. NCBI's taxonomy places the organism in Eukaryota, Metazoa, Chordata, Actinopteri, Pleuronectiformes, Soleidae. The record is from RefSeq and is a predicted model, not a curated record. The transcript has 2 exons. Bases 195 to 737 code for a protein of 180 amino acids.